Molecule: messenger RNA, 1242 nt
Organism: Alternaria triticimaculans
Lineage: Eukaryota; Fungi; Ascomycota; Dothideomycetes; Pleosporales; Pleosporaceae
Exons: 4
Coding region: 1-1242 (413 amino acids)
Molecular function (GO): monooxygenase activity; FAD binding
Source: RefSeq, a predicted model, not a curated record
AUGGGCUCAACAGAAGCCGCCAGCUGGAGACCCCUAAGCGUAGGCAUAAUCGGCGGAGGCAUCGGCGGCCUCUCAUGCGCCAUCGCACUCCGGCGCGCCGGCCACACCGUCACAAUCUACGAGCGCAACGACUUCGCCGGCGAAGCAGGCGCAUCCGUCUCCUGCGCCGCCAACGGCACGCGCUGGCUCCACGAAUGGGGUGUCGAUGUAGAGAAAGGCGAUCCUGUUGUGUUGAAGAAGCUCAUCAAUCGGGACUGGACGACGGGGGAGCCGGUUAGCGUUUACGAUCUUGAUGACUAUGAGGAGCGGUGGGACCUCCCAACCAACCAAAUCACCUUCUCCAACAACACCACCGUCCACCACGACCUCAUCAUCGGCGCCGACGGCAUCGGCUCCGUCACCCGCAAGAUCAUUGGCCUGAACCCCGAGAAACGCCCCGCAGAAUCCAGCUGCCUACACGCCAACGUUCUUCGAAAAGACAUCCAAAAACUCGGUCUAGAAGACUACUCCCUCAACAGCGCACUAGAGUACUGGGGCGGCCAGGAGGGCAAGUGGGACAAGAUCGUCCUCUCACCUUGCAACGGCGGCGAACUUCUCUCAUAUUACUGCUUCUUUCCUCGCGAGAAAGGCGACUAUGCGAAUCAGACGUGGGGAGGCGCCGAUUUGCCUGUGGAGGAACUGCUUGCUCCGUACCCUGAGCUCGAUGAGAAGGUGAAAGCUCAUCUUGCUAUUGGUAUCGAGGUGAGGCCGUGGCGGCUUUGGGUUCAUCAGCCCUAUCCGUAUGUUGUCAAGGGCUGUGUCGCGUUGAUUGGCGAUGCUGCACAUCCGAUGAUGCCCCAUCAAAGUCAAGGCGCUUGCAUGGCGAUAGAAGACGCAGCUGCCCUGGGCAUUCUCUUCAGCAAGAACUACUUCCGAGGAAAUGUGCAGGAGUCGCUCGCAGUCUACGAGAAAGUCAGACUACCUCGCGCGACAAAAGUUCAGGCUUCAGCUGCCAAAGCAGCGUCCAAUAUCAACGAACGCAUUGGCUUCAGCAGCAACACAUCAAUGGCGAACUACAAGGUAGAGGACGAGGCGAAGAAGUUGACGAUCGAGGAGAUGAACGCAUACGAUAUGUACAAGGAUAUCGACCAAGCUUUUGCGGAGAUGGAUGGAGUUGCAUACACCGACAGAUACGUAAGAGGGUUGCCUUUUGGGCUGCGGUUGUCGAACGGGGUUCAAAUUGCUGGCAAUGCCAGACUGUAG